UCUUUCUCGCGCACAUGGCGUUGAAGGCUUCACAGGUGUUUUCGUAGGUCUCAGGAGCAGAACCAUCGAGAUUUGUGCAGCAAACUGGCUCCUUAACAUCCGCACACACUCUUUCCUCGCACUUGUCCAGACUUUCUGCAUCGCAAGGUCCGUUUGUCAUAGAUUCACAUCCUAGAAGGGAAGUUCUAGAUUAGACAAUUUCUUUCAGGUUUUGUGAUGUUAAAGUUACUCGUUUUCUUCUUGCAAUUCGUGAUGUCGGCAUUGCAAGCAUUGCUGAAGGUUUUGAAGGUUCCUUGGUCAUAAGAACAACAGACAGGAGAGUAAUUAGCCGUGCAGAAAUCACCACAUUCCUGAGUUUCUUGACCUGAGAACACAUGAUUCCACUUAUUACUCAAUUACUCCAAACACAUGAUUGUCUUUUUGUUACCAAGCGUGAGCGCAAGAAGAGCGAAAAAGCACAUGAAAGCUAUCAUUGUCACUGGAUAACUGACGGAAAAUAGUGUGAUUUUUAGCUUUUAUAGUGGCUGAAACUCUGAAUUGGGGAAUUCCCUGAUGAGCUUCAAGCAAUAAUGAUUUAUUUGAGCAAGUUUGGCGGCCAAGAAAGGCAAAUAUAUAGUUAUGCUAAUGAAACCACUGAAACUGAAAAUUCUUCUUAAUUUUUUUUUAAAGUGAAUUCUGAAAGAAACUCACUUCUUAGCAUGAUAAAUAUAGGUUAAGGAGUUAAGAUUACUCGUGCAGAUUGAUAAAGACUACGAUAUCUGUAUUUUUGAGUGCAAUAAACUCUGAAAGUCAAGGUUGAUUGAUUGGCAAAUUCGCACAAGAUGUGUAGAAUUGGGGAAGAAAUAAUAAAGAUUUCGUGUUUAGACUGGUCUAUAAAGUAGGAAGAAUAAUAAAAAAUUUAUGAUGCAUACAUAUUCUUCAUAAUUAAACAUAAACAAGGUAAAGAAAAAAAGCUCUAUAAAUGCUUUUAACUUUGGCCUUUUUGAUAAGGGAAAAAAACUCAAGUAAAUAUGCUGCAUUUGAGUGCCAACUCUUGACGCAAAACAAACACUCAUCGUGAUGACCAGAUUGUGGGACAUUCAUGUAAUCCUCAAGGAUGUUUCGUAUGGGCAAAUAUUUUCUCUCAGUGCAGCGAAACUAGCAUUUCACUGAACGACAGACGGCAGAAUGCGAUGUCUUUACGUGAAUUCCUUCUUGUUUGCCUUUUUUUUGCCUGUGAAUCUGGAAUAACAUUAUAAGAAAUUAUGAUGAAUAUAUUCAGGAAGUGAGAACGGGUAAACACGGAGUCUGGUGCGAAAUCUCGAUCACCUUGAUUAAAUGCCUGACGAGAUUGACAAAUUAUACGGAAUAAAGUUCUACACUGCGUGAUCGUGAGAAUGUUUUUCCCGCCAACGAGCGCAUUUGAACUUUCUACCGCGGAAGAUCACAUCACACGCAUCGGAAGUCGCGCCCGUUGAAAGUGGGUCAAGUUUGCACAUGAUCAUGUUGUGGCGCGAUAAUGUGCCAUUUUUUUUCUCGACCUUAUCGUCCGCCUGGGCAGGACAGCGCGAGAAAAAAUUGGAGCACCAUCAGAGCGAUCAUACAGUAUGAUCAUACAAUGAUCGCCAGCUGCUGAUCUGCGCGAUGCAGGCAUUCAUUAGCCUCGAAUGCAUGUUGCACAAUUUUCCGCAAAUAGGCAAUUUCAGCGGCUAGUCAUGGAAUUCGGUGGAUUGUUGACGAAGAUUGCAAAAUUCACUUCCACUCUCGAUCGUGAUCAACAAGAGGAUCAUUGAGCAAUUGGGCGAGUCGCCUGAGGAAGUGGACCUAAAUUGGUUGUCUUGUCGCGCGCUCUGUAACAACUUUACAAUUCUUUUUUCCUCUCUGCUCUUGCCAUAGAGACCAGAAAUCUCGCCGUGGCACGAUCAUCUCACGAUCACACACCUUUGAAAACGCACUGGCUUGUGAAACGCACUUGGGUUUUUUUUUCUCUCUCGCAAACUCCGUGAAAAGCGACGAGUAUUUCUAUUAUUUGCACACUGUCGAUCAAACAAGUGGUGAUGCUUGAAAAUAGUGUCAACUUUCACCGUAAAUAGGCACUUGGUGGAGGAAUUUAGAAGUGGCGGUGAUCUUUUCUGAUGGAUUUCCGCUCAUUCUCGCGAUCAACAAGAUUAUCUUGUUUCUUGGGUGGAUUUUGCAACGUCUUGACGGGAUUUUCAUGGGGAAAAAAUCAAACGUGUUUGGGUUUUUCGCAUGCACUUCGCCACAGUCAAAGAACACGCAUGCCAAGAGUCAUCCGAUAAGUGGUAAUUUCCGAUGAUCCAUCCGUGUGAUGCCGUUCAAUUAGAGAGUCGAAAAGAAUUCUGGGAGAACCCUCACAUUUGCAUAAGCAAUCGCAGCAAUGUAAAAUUAUCGGGAUGAUGUGUAAUCUCUUCUGGAGCUCAGACCAAACAUUGUCACUUUUUGCACGCCCUCUUGGCCUAUUGCAAGUGUUUCUCUGAGAUUAGCUGUUGAUAGAGAGAUUCGAGCAUGUUUUCAAUGCUAAGGGAAAUUGGCGGAAUGCGAGAAAAAAAGCGUCUCUGCUUGUGUCAAAUGUCGCGACAAAACACAAGUUGAAACUGGAAAAUUAAUCCAAUAAUUGAUAGUUUUGCGCGACUUUGCAUUCUGAGUGCGAGAAAAUCCAAUUGAACCUUCAAGUGUGAAUUUUCUCGAAAGAGUCACAAACAGUUACAAAGGUGCUGAACAAUGUCAGGAGAAUGCAUUCUAUAAUGCUGAAACUGUUUCUCUGGCAGCUGACUUUGAGGACAAUCGCAGUCAAUUAGCGACAAACGGGUCAAUUUGCAAUUGCAAAUCAUGUUCAACAUCGAAUCAAAUGAAGUUGCGAGAGCGCAAACUGAAUGAAAAAAACAUCUGCUUCGAGACGUCGCGAAUUUGUGAGUGAUCGCGCAUGCGAUCAUAAAGCGUUUAUAAGAAAAAUAUGAAAAUAAAAAUAGGGAAAUAAUGGUUUUUAUCAUUGUGUAGUUUUUUUUGUGUAGCAACAUGAAAGCACGAUCGUAUUUUUAUUUGAUGUAAUGAUCCUCAAGUUGAAGAUCACUCGAUCACAGCUUGUUUUCCAUUUAACACAUUUUCUCAAUUAUCUCUUUGCAUAGAAUCACACUGAUAAAACAUGCAGAAUCAUCGUGAAUAAUACUAUGAAUUAAGAGGCAUUUGAAGCAUUUAAUAAUAAAAUAAAUGACGCGCGAUCACUCGGAAAAUCUCAUUCAUUCUCUUUAGUAAUUCUAUCCGACAAUCAUUGUGGAUUUUUCAUAUGAAUGUGCCAAGUACAUUGUACUUGAUAAAAUUGCUGAAAGCUAAUUAAUUAAAGCCCACAAAGUGUGGUGAAAAAAUAAAUAUCAUCUCGUCUCAUUAGAAAUUAAUUUACAAUUAUAAUAUAAUCGAUAAAUCACUUCCUCUCAAUUAACACCGUCAAUUGAGCACAUUCUUGACUGUGUAUUCUUGUGCAAUCCUCACGAGAUCUUAUCGCAUUCAGGUGAUUCUGGACAACCUGACGAUGGCGUCACGAUUUCGCGCUGUGAUCUUGAGAUUGACAUGAAAAUUUCUUAUGCAAAUGUAUCUCUAUAAUCUCCUUUUAAUCUCGACAAAAAUAUGGAUCUUCUCGCUAAUUUUCAACGUCUCUCUUCUCUCUGUUGUGUCCCCAGGAAUAUUGCAUGAUUGAUACGGUGAAUUUGCGUAGUUGAGCGUAGAAAAGCAUCUUGUGUGUGAAGAAGUACGUGGAAAAAAAAUGUUCAGAAAUAUAGAAUUUCAAGAGAUUGUCUACACAAUAAAGGAAAGGUGGCAAUUUGGAAAGACGAGGCAGAAGAGAUGCCUUCUCAAGGGUGUCACCGGCUUCUUCCCGCAGGGACAACUCACGGGCAUCAUGGGUCCGUCAGGAGCGGGCAAGAGCAGUCUUCUGAACGCCAUUUCGGGCUUCAGAACGGACGGCGUGAAGGGUGCGAUUAAGAUCAAUCGGAAGGAAUCGUGCUACAUCACGCAGGAUGAUCUGCACCAGCCAUUGCUGACGGUGGAGGAGAUAAUGAGUGUGGCGUGCGAGCUGAAGAUGAAGAAUCCGGUGAACAAGAGCGUGCUGAUCGAUGACAUUCUGCGCAGUCUCAAUCUCACGGCCAGGCGCGGCAACACGGCCAAGCAGCUGAGCGGCGGCGAGAAGAGGCGCCUGUCCAUCGCCCUGGAGCUGGUGGCGAAUCCCUCGGUGCUCUUCCUGGACGAGCCCACGAGUGGCCUGGACGAAGUCACGGCCGCGCAGUGCGUGAGACUCCUCAGGGAGAUCACGAAGCAGGGCAAGACGAUCGUCUGCACGAUUCACCAGCCUUCGGGCGCCAUCCUGCGUCUCUUCGACCACAUGUACGUGCUGGCGAAGGGCGAGUGCGUCUAUCAAGGACCUCCACUGUCCAUCGUCCCUUUCAUGGCGUCGCGCGGCUACGAGUGCCCCAAACACUACAAUCCAUCCGAUUUCAUCAUUGAACUCUGUGAUGCCGAUAACGAUGUGAUCGCGAGUCUCUCUGAGGCCAUCGGCAAUGGGAAAUCCCUGGUGACGCCCGAGGCGGACAAGGAGGGCAACGCUGUCGGCUUCACGCUGAAGAAUGCCGUGACGUCGAUGGUGCUGGACACGACGUCGCCGCCGAGAUCGUCGAUACUGGAGAAGAUGAAGGCGCUGAAGCGCUUCGUGAAGAGUGACUAUGCGCACUCCAGCUUCCGGCAGUUCCUCGUGCUCACGCGCAUGAUGCACACGAAGAUCUACAGGAACAGAAUCGCGCUGGGCAUCCAGCUGUUCCACCAUCUCAUCUGUGGCUCCAUGCUGGGCCUGAUCUUCUUCAACUCCGCCAAUGACGGCGAACGCAUGUUCGACCACCUCAAGUUUAGUAUUGCGAUCGUGUUCUUUCUGUCCUACACGCAAAUCAUCGUUCCGGUUCUCAGCUAUCCCCUGGAGGUGAAGCUGGUGAAGAAGGAGUGCUUCAACCGAUGGUACGGCCUGACGCCGUACUAUCUGGCGCUCACGCUCUCUCGCAUUCCCUUGCAAGUCUUCUUCAACAUUCUCUUCCUGUCGCUCGUGUACUGGCUGCCCGGGCUGCCCAUGCAGCUCUGGCGCUUCGGGCUGUUCUCCUUCGUGGGCGUGAUCAUCUCGCUGGUGGCCGAAGGCCUCGGUCUCACCAUAGGCUCCACAUUCAGCAUCACGAACGGCUGCGCCACUGGCCCGAUGAUCUUGGCGCCGAUGCUCGGCCUGGCGAUCUACGGCUUCGACUUCGCCGCCGAGAUUCCGCUGCAGAUGUACGCGCUGAUGAAGCUGUCCUUCCUCCGGAUAGGCGUGGUGUCGAUCGUGCUGAUCACAUUCGGCUACAAUCGCGAGCAACUCGACUGCAACUACAUCUACUGUCACUUCGACGAUCCCAAGGUGCUGCUGCGCUAUCUCAGGAUCGAGGAAGUGUCGCUGUGGCACGAGCUGAUCUUCCUCUUUGGGCUCAUGAUCGUCUUCCGCGUGCUGCUGUACUUCAGCCUGCGCAAGAGGCUCAAGUGA
Messenger RNA from Phlebotomus argentipes, 5545 nucleotides. RefSeq names its product ATP-binding cassette subfamily G member 4. Gene Ontology annotation, cellular component: plasma membrane. Gene Ontology annotation, molecular function: ATP hydrolysis activity; ATP binding; ABC-type transporter activity. Lineage: Eukaryota; Metazoa; Arthropoda; Insecta; Diptera; Psychodidae. The transcript is spliced from 8 exons. Bases 3758 to 5545 code for a protein of 595 amino acids. The record is from RefSeq and is a predicted model, not a curated record.